GUGACCUUUUGAGGUUCAAUGCACUCUUUCUCUGCUAUCUUCAGUCCCCUCCAUUCCGGUGAACAACAACUGAAAUGCAAAUGCAAAUGCAAAUGCUACUUCCACAACCAACUCCCUCUCAUUUUCACACUCCCCUUCCUCUUUCUUCUUCUGCUUCCUCUUUUUUCUUCUUUCAUCUCCCAAAACGAACCCGCAAACCCAAAUUCCUCAUUCGGAGCUCCAAACUCGAACCCGCAACCGACGCCCAAACCCUCCCAACCUCCGCCAUCCAGCGAAUUGCCGAUAAGCUCCGCUCCCUCGGCUUCGUCGACCAAGCUCCGGCGUCUUCCGGGGCCUCCCCUCCGUCGUCAUCCUCCGCCGCCGUUACAGCUGGAGAGAUUUUCGUUCCACUUCCAACCCGCCUCCCGAUUCACCGAGUUGGCCACACCAUCGACCCGAGCUGGAGCACGCCGGAGAAUCCUGUUCCUGUCCCCGGCAUUGCCCUCCUGAGGCAGAACGAGCUCGCCAAGAGGAAGGAAAACGCGGAGGAGAAGAGGAGGAGAGCGAGGGAGGCGGCGCGGGAGAGGGCGCCGACGCUGGCGGAGCUGAGCCUUUCGGACGCGGAGAUAAGGCGGCUGACGACAGCGGGGCUGGGGAUGAAGCAGAAGCUGAAGAUAGGGAAGGCGGGGAUUACCGAAGGGAUCGUGCAGGGCAUACAUGAGAGGUGGAGGCGGUCGGAGGUCGUGAGGAUCGUUUGUGAGGAUAUUUGCAAGUUGAACAUGAAGAGGACUCAUGAUUUGCUGGAGAGAAAAACUGGAGGCCUUGUUGUUUGGAGAUCUGGAAGUAAGAUACUAUUGUAUCGAGGGGUUGAUUAUAAGUAUCCUUAUUUCCUAUCAGAUGAAGUUUCGGGACACAAGAACAUUGAUAAUGUGUUGCAACUUUCAGAGCAUAGUGACGAUAAAGAUUUUGACGAAAGACAGAGCCAUGCAUCUAAAAUGAAUUUAGUUACAAAUGCUGACCAAAGGUCUGACAUCAAAGCAGCAAAGCCAGCUUUGAUAAAAGGUGUUGGUAAUCCUAAUAAAGUACGAUUUGAGUUGCCAGGUGAGGUUGAGAUUGCGGCAGAUGCUGACCAGUUAUUAAUUGGGCUGGGGCCACGUUUUACUGAUUGGUGGGGAUAUGACCCUCUACCUGUUGAUGCUGAUCUGCUACCUGCUGUUAUACCUGGAUAUAGAAAGCCUUUUCGCCUACUUCCAUAUGGUGUGAAGUCUAAGCUAACUGACGAUGAAAUGACCACGUUAAGGAGACUUGGCAAACCCUUACCAUGCCAUUUUGCCUUGGGUAGAAACAGGAAACAUCAAGGAUUGGCUGCUGCAAUUAUUAAAUUAUGGGAAAGAUGUGAGAUUGUCAAGAUUGCCAUAAAGAGAGGUGUGCAGAAUACUAACAGUGAGAUUAUGGCUGAAGAGAUAAAGCACCUGACUGGUGGGACUCUCCUGGCUCGGGAUAGAGAAUUCAUUGUCUUGUAUAGAGGAAAGGACUUCUUGCCUUCUGCAGUAUCUUCAGCAAUUGAUGAACGGAGAAACAUUGAGUUAUCCAAACUAAAGGCUGAAAGCAGUUCUUCAGAUGCAGUCACUCCAGGCAAGAAACAUGGAGCUAUAGAGUGUGUUUCAGAAGGAAGUGGUACUACCUCCCAGAAGGGUACAGCAAUUGUUGAACAAGGAAUGUUCACUGAUGCUGAGGCAACUAUCAAAAGGAAUAGCAUCAAGUUGUCAAUGGCAUUAGAAAGAAAAGCAAAGGCUGAAAAACUUCUAGCGGAGCUGGAAAAUGCAGAGUGCCCACAAGAAAAAGAAAUUGAUAAAGAGGGUAUUACUGAAGAAGAGAGAUACAUGUUGCGGAAAAUUGGCUUGAAGAUGAAGCCCUUCUUGUUAUUAGGUAGACGAGGGGUUUUUGAUGGAACGGUGGAAAAUAUGCAUCUUCAUUGGAAGUAUAGAGAACUUGUGAAGAUAAUAUGUAAUAAGCGAAGUCCAGAAAUUAUUCAUCAGAUAGCUCAGACCUUAGAGGCAGAAAGUGGUGGAAUAUUAAUUGCAGUAGAGAGAGUGAACAAGGGAUAUGCAGUCAUUGUAUAUCGUGGAAAGAAUUAUAGCAGACCUGCUAGUUUGAGGCCUAAAACGCUUUUGAAUAAAAAAGCUGCCUUGAAGAGAUUCUUAGAGGCACAACGUCGUGAGUCAUUGAAGCUUCAUGUUUUGAAGCUAGAUAAGAAUAUAAAGGACUUGAAACUUAAGAUGGAUAAAGAUAAGGAGGCUAACAGUAAGCAUGAAGCUGAAGGGAUGAGAGUUGACAUGGGAUCUUUCUCAAAUUCCGUAAACUUGAAUUCUCUAAAAGAAGUUUCUAUUGAAAAUCAAGAAUCAAGACAGAAGCAGAUGAUUGAUGAUGAUGGAACUCGUCAAGGUGAAGAAGAAUCUAUGUCUGAUUUGAUUAUUGAAAAGACACAGUUGGAUGGAGUGAGUGUCUCUGCAGUUGAUACCAGGCAUGGUAUCUCUAAUAACAAUCCACCAGAAUCAUCUGACAUGUCAUCAAAAUGUGACCCUGAACCAUCCGUUCCAGUGAAAAAUACGAGUUCAAAAGGGUUGCCUAUUAGACCGGUGUAUCUUUCCAACAGAGAAAGACUUCUUCUAAGAAGGCAAGCCUUAAAGAUGACAAAGCGACCUGUCCUUGCCAUAGGAAAGAGCAAUAUUGUUACUGGUGUUGCAAAAGCAAUCAAGACUCAUUUCCAGAAGCACCCUCUUGCCAUAGUUAAUAUUAAAGGAAGGGCAAAAGGCACCUCAGUUCAGGAGGUGGUGUUCAAGCUAGAGCAAGCAACUGGUGCCGUAUUAGUCUCUCGGGAGCCAAACAAAGUUAUACUUUAUAGGGGUUGGGGGGCAGGAGAGAAACCUAGAACCAAAAUAAAUGAUAUAGAAGUUGAAGAGGGAGAAACUUCUAAGCCUACUGUCUCUCCUGAACUGUUGGAAGCCAUCAAAGUUGAAUGUGGAUUGUUGAGAGUGAUGAAUUCAUAAAGAAAUUGGGAAUAGUGGGUGCUGCAAAUUGGAAAUUAUUUGAGGGCCAUAAGUUUACUUACGUAAGAAAACCCAGCAAAAACCAGCAGGAACCAGAAGAAAUAAGGGACAAUAGGAUCGAUCCCCCAGUGCCUGUUGUCUGUGUUAACCCGGCAAACAUUUUUCUUCCUGGGACUGAAUUUAAAUGUCUCAUGUAUAUAAACGUUACCAGGCAAUGGCUUUAGUCAUUUCCUACUUUGCAAGCUCCAUUGUUUUUUGUUAUGCCUCAAGGACUUAACACUCAAAAGUUCAGUCAUUAUAAGCUGUAAAAGACAGAAGAAAGGAAGAGAAUAUUGAGGAUAGAAUUAGAAUAGAAUGUGUUAUAUGGAAUUGGAUGCACAGUAAAAGGAAAAAGACCAAGUUUGUUUUUGUCAGAAUAUAUUAGAAUAUUUAUAUAUUAGAUUGUCAGAAUAAAUUAGGAUAUUUGUAUAUUUAGAUUGAUAUUAGAUUGAUACUCUUGUUAAUGAUAGGGUAGUGUAUUGAUAUUAGAUUGUUUAUUAUUUGUAUGUCAAGAGUUCAGUUUUUUU
Arachis ipaensis is the source of this 3595-nucleotide messenger RNA. RefSeq names its product CRM family member 2 (gene CFM2). Gene Ontology annotation, biological process: RNA splicing, via transesterification reactions. Gene Ontology annotation, molecular function: mRNA binding. The record is from RefSeq and is a predicted model, not a curated record. NCBI's taxonomy places the organism in Eukaryota, Viridiplantae, Streptophyta, Magnoliopsida, Fabales, Fabaceae.